Molecule: messenger RNA, 5932 nt
Organism: Morone saxatilis (striped sea-bass)
Lineage: Eukaryota; Metazoa; Chordata; Actinopteri; Moronidae
Gene: fam193a
Product: family with sequence similarity 193 member A
Exons: 24
Coding region: 199-5004 (1601 amino acids)
Source: RefSeq, a predicted model, not a curated record
UGGCUGAGGCAGCCCUGCUAGAGGCCAUAUUGGAAUCUAUGAAGUCGGCUUGCACUUUGAUGGAACUGAGUGUCUGUCGUUUUGGGAGUCUCUUAAUCGCUACCCCGGAUUUAAACCCAAGUGAUUGCGCCUGGCAUUCCACGUGAGACCCUGCCAAGUCUGGACGGCAAGUUGUCUCGCUUCUUUUGUGGAAAAAAAAUGAGUCCAACCGAUGCUAAACGAGGGGCUAAGCGCAGGAAGAACAAGCGGGGCGGUGGCAGUAGCUGCAGUGCUGUCUGCAAUACCAGCGGUGGCAAGGCCGGGGUUGCCUCGGCCCUGGGCUGUGCGGGAACAGCAACACCUGCCUCUGUCGUCAGCUUUUUAACACCUGGCGGCACAGGCAGCGGGAAUAUAGGGUCCAUCGCGGGCAUAAACGGAGAGGUCAAAGUGAACAACAGUGUUACACCACAGUUUACGGAAGGACCAGUGAACGCUGACUUCUCCGGAGUCCUUCAGACCCCAUUACGUUCGCCUGAACAGCGGGUCCUACGACGGCCGGGAUCGCUGCCUCUUAUGCCGAAUGGUGCCGUGCCUUCAGAGGCAGGGAUCACGGGCCAUAACGGUACGUCACAGCCCAACAAAACACCCAGUGCCCUCCAGCUGCCUUUGUGGGUGUGCUCUGACUGCAGGCGCACGGUGGAGAAGGAGGACCGACACACUGCUCUGGAGCAGUCGUUGGGGAGCCAAGACUUCCUUUUGCACAUGCCUGUGGGUAACGGAAACCUGGGCCAGGAGGCAGCCACAGGGGACAGACUGACCACUGCUGUGCCUACACUACCCAUGCUCCCUGCCCCAGACCUCACCGCACCAAUGCCUACUGAUACAGUGUGUAGCUGUGAAGCCUGCAAUGAGAGACGGGAGAUUUCUGCUGAGUCAGAGAGGGAGUCACAGCAGCUGCAGAACCACUGGUCGGAGGUUCGUUACCUGGUGCGCUGCAUCUACCGUCAGACAGGAACACCACUAGCAGAUGACCAUGACCAGCCCCUGGAGAGAGACAAGGAGGGCAUGAAGGAGCUGGUCGAUAGACUCUGUGAGAAGGACCCCUACCAGCUGUAUCAGCGGUUGGAGCAGCAGGCUCGUGAAUACGUCUUGGAAAUGAAGGUGCGGCUACUGAAGCACCUAUCUACAGGUCCCAAGACUACAGGACCAGUGGGGACCAUGGCUGCAGCACAGGGCCCCCCUCAGGCCUACCAGUUCAUUUCCCUGCUGCUGGAGGAAUACAGCGCCCUCUGUCAAGCUGCACGCACCAUCAGCAGCUUCCUGCUCACCCUGGAGAAUGAGCACCUCCAGAAAUUCCACGUGACGUGGGAGCUGCACAACAAGCACCUUUUUGAGAAUCUGGUGUUCUCUGAACCGAUCUUGCACAGCAGUUUACCUGCACUGGUUGCACAGCUGAAACAUGGCACAGCCUCCCAUGAUUCAUACAAUGAAGAUAUGUACAGGACCUUGUUAGAAAGCUACCAGCAGCUGCAGCAGGAGAUGGCUUCGGUGGCUUCUGAAUGGCAGGAGUGUGAGAAGAGGAUUGAUGACUAUGUAGAUGAACAGCUGCUUUUUAAGGUGGAGGGUCAGAGUCUCACCAACCAAAGAACAGAGCCACACAAGUCCUUGAUAAGCAAAAACACUUUGAAGACUAAGCAGCGAAUGCUGAAGGAGGACUGGGAGUUCUUUAAGCAGAGAAGAUUUAUAGAAGAACAGUUACCCAAUAGCAAGAAGUCCCCCACCGGAGAAAACAACUUCACAGACACUAUGAGAAUGCUCUCAUCUCGUCUGAGUAUUCCAGACUGUCCAAACUGCAAUUAUCGAAGAAGGUGCACAUGUGAUGACUGUAGUCUCUCCCACAUCCUGACGUGUGGCAUCAUGGACUCUCCCAUUGCUGAGGACCUCCACAUCAAGCUGCCCCUGCAAGGGGAACCUCCCCGCGACUACCUGGCAGAGGUGCACCCUCCCAGUCUCUCCUCCGGCAGUUCAGCAUCUGGCUCCAACUCCAGUUCUCCCAUUACCAUUCAACAGCAUCCAAGGCUCAUGCUCCCUGAAGGGGACACCAACACUUUUAUUAGCGAUGAUGACGAAGUGCCUCCGUUGUCCAGUAAGUUUGGGGACAUCUACCCUAUGAGUGGUUAUGAGGAUAACAGUGUUGUGACCGCUGCUGUGAAUGGCCUCCAUAAUGACAUCAAUGGGGAAGGUGAAAACGUGGCACUGAAGGCAGGGUCUCCUCACAUUACCAGCAGCAGCAGCUCAUCAGAGGGUGACGAGGAGGAAGCUGAUGGUGAGGUUGGAGGGGAGUCCAGAGGGCAGCAGGAGGAGAUUUCCUUAGGAAAGACCAACAGUCCUCCACCUUCUUACAACCACCAACAGGUAGAACAGGUCCAGCAUGCCUGCGAGUGCCACGUGUGCAACCAAGACCCCAGCUCCUCCACCCUGGGUCCCGCCACAUGCUUGCCCCCUAGUCGGCUCCACGCUGCACCUCCUCCCACUGUUGGACACCAGUUCUUCACAGACAGCAAGACCCCCCCUGCCCACCCUGCCCUCCACCUCUACCCCCACAUCCACGGCCACCUGCCCCUACACAACUUCUCCCGGCCACUACUGCAUCCUACACUCUACCCUCCCAGUCCUCCUCUCACACACAACAAGCCUCUGCCCCCAAAUCCUACAUCAAAUCACUCGGCAGCAAAGCAGCCGGCCUUCAGCCCAUCGUUACCGGAGCACGUUUACCAGAACUGCUUUGGCGGUGCAGGUGGAGCAGGUGACUGGAACAGCUCACUGCAGUGCCUCUCGCUCAAAUUUGAGAACCUGUGGGACGCCGCUGUGAUGAAGAGCUGGAAUCCGUCUGUGCUGUUGCCUGAGUCCCUGCCAGGUGACAUGCUUGGACCUCCCCUCGCUGACGUCCCCCUCCCUCCAACAUCAUCUAUCGGCCCCCAAGGGGAACACUCCUCGCUGCCCACCCCUGUACCCGCUUCCUCCUCCACCUCCUCGUCAUUGUCAUCGUCGUCAUCAUCGUCAUCGUCGUCGUCAUGCUCCUCUUCAGAAGCCAAAGAGCAGAAGAAGAGUGGCGCCAAGAAGAAGUGUCUCUACAAUUUCCAGGAUGCCUUCAUGGAGACCAACCGAGUGGUGAUGGCCACCUCUGCCUCCACGUCCUCUGUGUCCUGUACUGCCACCACUGUCCAGUCAAACGAUGUAUUUCACAAUCUAGGUAAAGAGGACCAUAGGCAACCCGCUCCAGCCACCCCUAGAAACGGCCCUACAGGAUUGACCUCCCUCCCUCCGCUCUCGGGCCCGACCCUGCCCCCAGCACCCACCACACACCUUCCCACAAUGGGAUCCCAGCCCUUUCCAAAGAUGGCUGCUCCAGCCCCAGACUUCAUGGAGGCACACCAGGGUUUGUGUCUCCCGCCUGCUGAGCCUCCAGCCUCCUCAGCAGACGGUCCUAUCAGCGCCCCACCUAGUGUCUGCAGUGAUCCUGACUGUGAAGGCCAUCGCUGUGAGGGGAAUGGGGCGUACGAGCACCAGCCGUACGAUGGAGAGGAGAGUCAGGACGAGGACAGCUGCUCUGAGCACAGCUCCUCGACCUCCACUUCCACCAACCAGAAGGAAGGAAAGUACUGUGACUGCUGCUACUGCGAGUUCUUUGGGCAUGGCGGGCCCCCAGCUGCUCCUACCAGUCGAAACUAUGCAGAGAUGCGGGAGAAGCUGCGUUUGCGUCUGACAAAGCGUAAGGAGGAGCAGCCUAAACGUGAGGAGCACCAACCCAUAAUAGAACGAGAUGGAGGGGUGGAGGACCACAGGCGGGUGGAGGACCUGUUGCAGUUCAUCAACAGUGCUGACAGUAAACCUGCCUCCAGUUCUAAGGCAGCGAAACGGGCCAGGCACAAACAGAAGAAGAUGGAGGAGAAGGCCCGUCUAGAGGCAGAGGCCCGUGAAAGGGAGGAGCAACAGGUGUUGGAAGAGCAGCAACGGCGACAGCGGCAGGAAGAGGAAGAGGCAGCGCUUCAAAAGGAACUGCUCCGGCUGCAGGAGCUGCAGCAACAUCGUGCUGCCAAGAAGAAAAAGAAAGAGAAAGCGAAGGAAAACACUGCUCCCCCUCAAAACAACCCACAGCCCCUUAAACAGACAGCUCAGAACGUCUUAGAUAACUUACAGAAUGGAAAGUCACAGCUGCUUCAAACCCUCAUCCGCCUCCCUGACCAGAAAGAACCCAGAUUUAAACCCGUACCCCGGCCCAAUACACUGCACAGCCCAAAACACACGAGUGAGAUGGGGUUUUCUACUGAGACCAAUAUCCCCAACUGUCCAGCCGCCCUCCACAACGGCACUUCUACAUCUCAACUUGAGGUCAACAGUAAAGUUAAGGCCAAGCAGUCUGCUAAAGUGGCCACUUGUGAGGCUGCUGUAAAGAAAGCCCCAGAGUUACCCAAGAGCUCAGAUGUGACAGUAAAGCUAGCUAAUGGCACCACUCCCACCACUACAACAGACACCAAAGCAACCCGGAUCAGGCCUGCUGAGGCCCUGGCUCCUCUCCAAACCACUGAACCAAGGAGAGAGGACAGGAGUAAUAUCAGGAGCGCCAGUGGAAAAAGGCACCAACAGCAGCAGCAACAACCGCUCACCCAAAUAAAGGAAGACAGGAGGAGUCCACCUGUGUCAAACCCUUCCCCGUCUCCCCCUCCAACCUCCCAGUCUGAGCAGACCCAGCAGAAUGGCAAACCUCCCAGUGCAGAGUCCCCACAGCCCAAAGGCAAGACCAAGAAGAACAAGAAGAAGAAGGGGGACAAGAUGAACAGCUCAAUAGAUGACGUAUUCUUGCCCAAAGACAUCGACCUGGAUAGCACUGAAAUGGAUGAAACGGAGAGGGAGGUGGAAUAUUUCAAAAGGUUCUGCUUGGAUUCUGCCCGGCAGACCCGCCAACGGCUUUCCAUCAACUGGUCAAACUUUAGUUUGAAGAAAGCAACGUUUGCUGCACAUUGAGGGUGUUAGUGAGUGACUGUCAGGACACAAUCAGUACCUUAACAGCUAUACCAACCCACACGGCUCCCCAGACCCAUCCCUUUACCUCCACCCAGCUGUUGUCCUCCCAGAACUUCUCUCCCGCUGUGCCCAAAUCACACCCACGCUGCCUUGCUUUGUUCUUGUCACUGUGUGGUUCCAACACAGACCCAUCUGGACUGAUCCACCUGCAGAACUAAAACAAAAAUGAAAUUAAAUGACACAAAAAGAAUCACAAAAUGCUACUUUACAUCUGAUUAAUUUUCCUUGCGUGCUUGUGUGCUUUUAGUCUGAGUUGGGCAUUUCUCUUGACUGAAAAAGCCAUGGUCUGAAAUUAUUUUCUUAUUUUGGCUUACCUGUAGUCAGAAGAUGCUUACUAUGUCUGGAUGGUUUCCUUCCAAAAAAAAGAGACAAAGGAAACUACAAAAAAAUGAGAAAUGUAAUGAAUUAAAAGCUGUAUUUGAGAUAUUGUGGCUUACUAUCCCAUCGUUUCCCGUUCCUAGCACGGCAUCUCAUCCACAUGAUUGACAAGGGAAUGGGCUUGGUCAGCUGGUCUCCACUCCCUUUCCCCACCCCACCACCACCUCCUCCUCCUCCCUAUUUCACAGAAAGGAGGAAAGCGUAAUACUUGACAAUGUUCUUUUUUGGUUUUUAAGUACUGUUUAACAAACUGUUGAGUAAAAGUGUACCAGUUACAGUUUUUGUUUUCUUUCUUUUUGACCUGUAGCCAGCUUGUAUCAGAAUACUUUCAGAAUGAAAUUGAAAAAGAACAAUACUCACACUAUCAAUCUGUUAUAGAGUGUAUAUUGUAUUAACACUGAAGCCAAACUGGCUACUUUUAACAUAUUGUUAAGUAAUAUUAAAUCUUGUCUUUCUUUUUUGAAAGAUGGAAUACAGUAGUAUGGCAGGA